Molecule: messenger RNA, 2303 nt
Organism: Oncorhynchus gorbuscha (pink salmon)
Lineage: Eukaryota; Metazoa; Chordata; Actinopteri; Salmoniformes; Salmonidae
Product: pyridoxal phosphate phosphatase PHOSPHO2-like
Exons: 2
Coding region: 420-1151 (243 amino acids)
Molecular function (GO): phosphatase activity
Source: RefSeq, a predicted model, not a curated record
AACUUAGUUCACUCUGUUCGUAACAGAUUCUAAUUUUGUGAACAGAAAACUGUGCUGAGAUCAAAUGUUUAGUCGAUGAGAAAAUGUGAAGAAUCUCGGCCAAAAUCCAUCGAGUUCCAUCUUAUUUCUCCCACUGCGGGCCACUGGGCUUCCUCUCACUACCACAUUUGAUGAUUUGACAUCGUUUUUUCCAAAUUUGGUAGUGAGUGGAAACGCCAAGCGGAUGCUUCACAUUUUCACAUCCGGUGGAACAUCUGUCUCAUUGUUCUAUCUGUGUCUCAAUGGUUCCCAGUUGUUCCGAACGCGACAUGUCUCAAGUGUUUGUUUAAGAUCCAACCGGCGAUGUCACGCAUCUAAAUGUACAUUUGUGUAAACGGUGUAACAACAGUGUGGGUGUUUUGCAGCAGAGGAGAAUCAUCAUGAAGACUCUGCUGGUGUUUGACUUCGACCACACCUUGGUGGAUGACAACAGUGACACCUGGGUCAUUCAGUGUAUCCCGGACCAAUGCCUGCCAGACCUGGUCAAGAACUCCUACCAGAAGGGACUCUGGACAGAGUACAUGGGCAGAGUCAUGUCCUAUAUAGGAGACCAGGACAUCAGCCCCGAUACAAUCCGCAGUGUGAUGGAGACAAUACCGUUUACAGAUGGAAUGAUUGAACUGUUGGCGUUCAUUGUGAGUAACAAGAACGACAUUGACUGCAUCAUUAUCUCAGAUUCAAACACAGUGUUCAUCGACUGGAUACUGCAGGUGGCCGGGGUUCAAGACGCGGUCGACCAAGUCUUCACCAAUCCGGCUGCGUUUGACACGCGUGGCUACAUGGAGAUAGAAUGUUACCAUUCUCACCAGUGUAGCCAGUGCCCUGUCAAUCUGUGUAAGAGGAAAGUGCUGGCUGAUUUCCUAGCAGGGCAGUUGAAGGGAGGGGUAGAGUAUCAGAGAACUUUCUAUGUAGGGGACGGAGGGAACGACCUUUGCCCUUCCAACAGUCUAAGGGAAGGAGACGUGGUGUUCCCUAGAAAGGGUUACACCUUAGAGAGGCUGCUCUCUAGACAGAGGGCACAACAAGGAGAGGGUUCAUCCAACCCGAGAGUCGUAGGAUGGACAAGUGGAAAAGAGAUCCUGAUGGAACUGAAAGCAUGUGUUCCCCUGUAGGGUGCAGCUCUUUCUCAUACUAAAUGAAGUGUACUUGCAACGAUUAAAAAGUAACCCAAAUGCUUGCGAGGGAAGGAUUGUGAUUGUGUCUUUGUCCUGUUUUGAAAAGUUUUUGAAGAUCAUAUUUUAAAUGAGCGGGACUGUAUCACAUCAUUCUCUCAGGUUCAGAUGCAAAUGAAUGUACAUCUUUGUGCUUAUUUUUGUCUUUAGCAAAUGUAGAGAGAUACAGAACCCAAUAAACAGAAAAGGAAAAAACAAAUCACACCUGUAAAUUACAUGUUAUAACUGUUUAUCAUGAAAUAUAUAUUCUAGGAUGUACAGUCAAUAAAAGACAUUGGCAUCACUUUUUACUAGGGCACUCUCUAUGUGCAAAAUGUAUUACCAGUCCUGUGUAUUAACAGUGCAAUUAUCUGUUGUCUCUACUAGGCUCUAUUGUGAGUGUUAUUAUAUAAAUGGCCGAUUACUGCUUCAGCAGUGCCGUUUCGUGGACCGUGACCCCGUCUCCCUGCCUCCCAAGAUAACCCUCUGUCUGUCCCUUUGUGUCAAUACGCUGAUAGUAGGACGAGGCGCGGUGAAUGUGAUUGGUCGAACACUGUUAUUUGCGGCUGGUAAGAUUAUCAGAGACGCUGCUGUCUUCGGCUGAGAUGCUCUUGUCACAUCAGCUGAGCGCCUGCCCCGUCAGCCUAAAUAGAUAACGAAACUAAAUAGCGGAAUGUCCGGCGUUUAUUAGAUUGGUUGGUUUACAAGGGAAUUGGGUAUAAAUAAGGAUUUAUAACAGAUGGCGUGUGAUGCGGUUUGACUCGCUCCAAACACAGAGGAUGCUUUAACAACAGGACAAGAAACCAUGUCGAGCAGGUAGAUGUGUGGCUGUUGUUCAGUGAGCUGUGUUAAUGAUCUUCACUCGGGACUAUUUACAUUGAAUAGUAUUCUGUCAAGUGUAUGUAGGUCCUAUGUGAAUCCAUUACAUUGUGUUUUAAAUAAGACGACUAAUAGAUUACAUGAUCAAAUACUCUCUGGAUCCAUUGCAAAACCAUGUAUGUUUACUAUCUGUGCUCAGUUCAUCGUUUUUUGCAAGGUGUUGCUGCUUACAGUAUUGCAAAAUGUUCAUUAUGCAAUGUUUUCUGUUUUAGCAAUAAACCCAAUUUGAUUCUA